ACUGUCGGGCUGCUGUGUAACUAAUGACCCGUCUGAACGACAGAAUGGAGAAACACGCCAGAUUACUAUCAUCGAAGCUUUUCCUGAAGCGCAGACAGGUAGAAGUUGUUCUUAAUAGCAGUGUUUUGGCUUGGAGGGACGUUGAGAAGCGCAGUAGAAGAGGAUCUGGCAUCAGCAACAUUUCGCAAACAGCUCACAGCCAUGCUGCUCUACUGUGUGAAAUCGUGGCUGUCCGCAAGACGGAAGACAACGACCAAGACGACACAGAGACCAGGAGGAGUCAGAAAAAAGCAAAGCAGCACUCUGAGCAGCAUCCAUAUCCAUUCACAGUUUCCUACGUGAGACGGACAAGGCAGCACCAGUGGCGGUGUAGUGAUGUCACCUUCCACUGCGCCAGUCAGGGACUUUGUGAGCAGUGGAUCCAAGUUAUCAAUGAGCAGCUAUCAUUAUUCACCAACCGGCCGAAGAGCCUCCUAGUGUACAUCAAUCCCUACGGGGGGAAGCGGCAAGGGAAGCGUAUUUACGAGCAGAAGGUGGCUCCGCUGUUUCGCCGCGCCUGCAUCUCAGCCGACGUGAUUGUUACAGAGCGUGCCAAUCAUGCCAGAGACCACUUGAAAACAGAGGCCAAUCUGGAUAAAUAUGACGGGGUGGUGUGUGUGGGUGGAGAUGGGAUGUUCAGUGAGAUCCUACACGGGUUGGUCACCAGGACCCAAACGGACAAAGGCGUGGACCAGAAUCAAUCAGAAGCUGAAUUGGUGCCAUGCUCUCUACGCAUUGGUAUCGUCCCUGCAGGGUCCACUGACUGUAUCUGCUUUGCCACAGUGGGAACCAAUGAUCCAGUUACUUCUGCUUUGCACAUCAUUGUGGGUGAUUCCCAGCCGAUGGAUGUGUGUUCAGUGCACCACAACAACAUUUUCCUCAAAUACUCUGUUUCAUUGCUUGGCUACGGUUUCUAUGGGGAUGUCCUGACAGACAGCGAGAGGAAGAGAUGGCUUGGUCCCGCUAGAUAUGACCUGUCAGGAGUAAAAACCUUUUUGAGUCACAACUACUAUGAAGGCACCAUCUCUUUCCUCCCUGCUGAGGACAACAUGGGAAACCCCAGGGACAAACUGCAGUGUCGAUCCGGGUGUCGGGUCUGUCAGCACAAGCCUUCAUCAAAGAACACCCACUGUGAGAUGUCAGAAGAGGAGGAAAAGUCUCAUAAAGAUGGUAGCAGGGUUUGGAGCCAGAUCCGUGGGAAGUUCAUCGCCAUCAAUGCUGCCAGUAUGAGCUGUGCAUGUCCUCGUAGUCCUAAAGGUCUGUCACCCUCCGCCCACCUCGCUGACGGCACCACAGACCUCAUCCUGGUCAGGAAGUGUUCCCGGCUGGACUUCCUCAGACACCUUCUUCGACACACCACCAAAGAGGACCAGUUUGACCACUCGUUCGUGGAAGUCCACCGGGUGCAGAAGUUCCGUUUCCAGCCGCGGCACCAUGAGCUGGUAUCCCUGGAGGACCUGAGCGAGCCUCAAAAGAAAACAGGCUUCAGACCCAUAUGCUCCACAGCUACGACCUGCAACUACACCUCUGCCCACAGCAGCUGGAACUGCGACGGGGAGAUCUUGUCUCACGCUGCCAUCCAAGUCAGUGUCCAGUGCCAGUUGAUCCGGCUGUUUGCCCGCGGUAUCGAGGAGCAGCAGCAGCAGCAGCAGCACCAGUGUGUGUUGGAAGACCUUUGUACACUGUGGGCCCCGGAGCCAGACACGCACUAG
Messenger RNA from Scomber japonicus (chub mackerel), 1751 nucleotides. It is a transcript of the gene cerk, whose product is annotated as ceramide kinase. NCBI's taxonomy places the organism in Eukaryota, Metazoa, Chordata, Actinopteri, Scombriformes, Scombridae. Gene Ontology annotation, molecular function: kinase activity. The transcript is spliced from 13 exons. The record is from RefSeq and is a predicted model, not a curated record. The coding region runs from base 24 to 1751 and encodes 575 amino acids.